UCCCCAAAUUAGGAUUAACUCUUCCCAGCAAAUUAAACCCGCAGCCAAACAGCCCCCUAAAGCGUAAAGCCUAAAACCCUACCCAUAUAAAUACCCACACACCCCACCCAUUUUCUCUUCGUCUUCUCUCAUGGACUAUAUUACCCUCCAACCCGCCUAGAAUUUACACUUCUCCUAUUUUUUUUUUUAUUUCUUUAAAAAAAAAAAGAAAAAAGACAAGAAAAAUGCUGGUAUCGGUAUUUCUGGCACUGUUUCUACCGUGCGCCGGCAUGAGCGCGGUGUUUCUUGUCUACAUCUGUUUGCUAUGCUACGCCGCGAACAACGACGAGAACCAGCCGGAGUUACCCGAACCGCCGGUUAAAGCCGGUCAAACUAAGGGCCUUUCACCUUCCGAUCUCGAGAAGCUUCCGAAAGUGACCGGCAAGGAUUUGGUUCUGGCCGGUGACUGCGCGGUUUGUCUUGACGAAAUCGAGAGCGAUCAACCGGCUAGAAUGGUACCAGGUUGCAACCAUGGAUUCCAUCUAGAAUGCGCCGAUGCUUGGCUUUCGAAGAAUCCAAUUUGCCCUGUUUGCAGAGCCGCCAUUGGUCCUGAGCUUUUCAAUCCACCUGAAAUUGAUCCUUGCUAAAAUGAACCGGAAUUGCUCUCUUCUUUAGAAUCAUUCACAAUUUUGUUUCUUUUUUUUUGUAUGUACAAUUUUGUUUUAUUUUUUUAUUUUUGAUUAGUUAAGUCAUAUUCAUCUUAUUAGUUAUAAAUUAAUUUGUUUUGUUUCACUAAUUUCGUAUUCAUUCGGGCUUAUAUCAUUUUUAUUUUAUUUAUUUAUUAUUUUAAUAAAUUGGCCCACAUACAAUUUUCGGACAUGAA
Molecule: messenger RNA, 862 nt
Organism: Erythranthe guttata (spotted monkey flower)
Lineage: Eukaryota; Viridiplantae; Streptophyta; Magnoliopsida; Lamiales; Phrymaceae
Product: E3 ubiquitin-protein ligase ATL23
Source: RefSeq, a predicted model, not a curated record